AUGGCACCAAAUUCGAAGGCUGCAAAGGCAUGCAAGACAAUGGGCGGCAUGGGUUAUUCUGGGAAAGUUGUAAAACCAGUACUAAAAAAUCUUCUAAAGUUGUAUGACAAUAACUGGAAGUUUAUUGAAGAAGAAAACUACAGAGUUCUUAUUGACGCAAUAAUUGAAAGCGAGGACAACAAGGUGGCGAGAGUUACAGUGGAGAAAAAGAAUGCAUUGUCAGAGGGUGAACCUGAUGAAAGUGAACCACCUUUGAAGAGAUCAAAAUCAAACAACCAAACUGAUCAAAGUGCACCCUCUUGUCAUAACUCACCUCAAAAUGAUAUUAUAACUAUUGGGAAUAUGAAGAAUAAGGUGGAAAACCAAGCUCGUGGCAAGAAAAAUAUGGCUGAAUCCUCUUAUAAACUUCGUCAAGAUGAGGAUAUGAAACCCACGGUCAUAUGUCAAAAGUAUCAUCAGGAUAAAGGAAAGAACCACAGUUCUCCAAUAUCUCAUACGGGGCUAGAGCAAACAAAGGAAACUCACUUGCUUUCUAAUGAUGAAUAUGUCUCAUCUCUGAUUUCCUCAGAGAAAAGAAUAAUAACAUAUGAAACAGGCGACCAUUCAAAAUCCUAUCAAGAUCUAUGCAAUGCUGUAAUUGAGAGUGUGCCAUUCCCUGACAGCCUGCCAAACUAUAAGGUUCCUUUCGUUGUAGUUCCUCCAGAUCCCCCUAGACUCCUACUGGAAGGUGGUUCAUGUGGAACUUGUUCUGAUGCCAAUGCAAAUUGCUCAACUUUUCCUGAAUUAAUAGACCUGGACGCAGAGGAAAUAUCUGAUUCCAUGGGAAAGAGUUCUGACUUGGAAGGACAUCAUUUUGAGUGUAUGGACUCUGAACAAUUUAAAGCAGAAGAAGAGGAAAAUAGUGUGCUAAAUGCAUCAAAAAUAGAUAUUGCUUCUUCAUCUAGGAGGGAGGUGAAAAUUUCUUUGACAUAUAAAUCUUCCCUCCAAUCACAUUUUCAAGCUCCAAGUUUAGAAUCAGUGUUGAAGCAAGUCGAGGAAAAGUGUUUAAAGUCAUACAAAAUUACUCUACCCGGUUUCUCUAUGCUGAAACUGAUGAAAGAUAUGUGUGAAUGCUUUUUGGCUGCAUGUACUGCCUCUAAUGGUAUUGAGCAGGGAGUACCCAGAACUGUAUCUAAGGAGUGCAAUCCACAAGCUAUUUCUGUGGAGGGAGUUGAUCAUCAACUCACUUUCUGCAUUAAUUCAGAUAUUUUAAAUGGACUUGUCAAUUAUCGGAAUCGGACUCUUAUUGAAGUCGCAUCCCAAACUCCACACGGCCUUGGUCCCAUUCAUAUGGACUUAAUACGCCGCCACAUGAGAAAUUAUAACAUUGAUGGGUAUGGUUGCUCUGAUAAGGAUAAAAAGAUUAGCAGAAAGAUUAUAGAACUUGAUAGUUUAGCGUCUUCUUCAGCUGGCGUGAUUAUUGUUCAAAAACAACACUCUUCUAAUUAUGUUCAAGACAUUACUAAAGGUCAAGAAGCUUACAGGAUUCCUUUGAUAAACGAAAUCAAUGAAGAGCCACUACCUACUUUCUACUAUAUUCAGCAUAAUGUCGUAUAUCAAAAUGCAUAUGUGAAGUUUCUUCUUGCUCGAAUGUCAGAUGACAAUUGCUGUUCAAAUUGUUUUGGUGACUGUUUAUCUUCGGAAAUACCUUGUGCUUGUGCUGGUGAAACCGGUGGCGAGUUUGCUUACAUGCCAGGUGGUCUAGUUAAGGAAAAAUAUCUUGAAAGUUGCAUUUCAAUGAAUCAUGAUCCGCAACAGCACAAUCUUUUUUAUUGCAAGGACUGUCCACUCGAAAGGACCAAGGAUAAAAGAUUGUCAGGCAAAUGUAAGGGUCAUUUAGUAAGGAAAUUCAUAAAAGAGUGCUGGUAUAAAUGUGGUUGCAGCAUGUUAUGUGGAAAUCGAGUUGUUCAACGAGGCAUAACAGCAAGAUUGCAGGUGUUUAUGACACCGGGAGGAAAAGGUUGGGGUCUUCGAACCCUUGAAGACAUGCCUAAAGGUGCGUUUAUAUGUGAAUACGUUGGAGAAGUGGUGACCAACACAGAGUUAUUUGAAAGAAACGUGCGAAACACUGGUGAAAAGCACACGUACCCAGUGCUUCUUGAUGCGGACUGGAGUUCUGAAGGAGUCCUGAAGGAUGAAGAGGCACUUUGUCUGGACGCAACUUCUUAUGGAAAUGUUGCAAGGUUUAUCAACCACAGGUGUUCUGAUGCUAACUUGGUUGAGAUCCCAGUGGAAGUGGAGACUCCGGAUCACCACUAUUACCACGUUGCCUUUUUCACUACAAGGAAGGUUGAUGCUUUGGAAGAGUUAACUUGGGACUAUGGAAUUGACUUUGAUGACCAUAGCCAUCCUGUGAAAGCUUUUAAGUGUCAAUGUGGAAGCGAAUUCUGUCGAGACCGGAAAUCCAAGAAGAGAAGAAAACUUCGUUUGUGA
Messenger RNA from Fraxinus pennsylvanica, 2472 nucleotides. NCBI's taxonomy places the organism in Eukaryota, Viridiplantae, Streptophyta, Magnoliopsida, Lamiales, Oleaceae. The record is from the annotation of a GenBank genome assembly.